GAAAGUUAAACGCAAAUAUUUAAAUCAUUAUUUGAUGUUCGUUUCAUUUUGUUGUAAUAUGAUGCGGCAUAACACUGCGGGACCAUAAGGUUGCAUGGAGGCGGCCGGGCGCUGCUGUGAUUGGCCGAGCCGGCCAGGUAGCUUAGGUGCGCUUGUUGCCGCUCAUAUCAUUUACCUUCCUUCCGCUAGACGUGGCUGGUAAAUGCCCGCAUCGGCUAGGAAACUGAACAAAGACUGACUUCGUUAGUAGUUUUUAACACCGAGCUAUAUAUGUAAAUAUAGUGUCUUUUCAGCCGAAGUGCAUGGUGUGAUUAAUGUUAAUCUGACCAAGGGUAGCUCUUCUGUACGCCGUUUGUGCGCUUUUACCUGGAAAGCGGUCAGGUUCUGCAAAGGUAAGUGCAAGAAUGCAUAUAAUAUGCCGGUGUAUUUGGUGAUGACGAAAUCCACUUCUUCGGUGUUUAAAAUAUUUUGAGUUUAACAUACGGGCUGAAUGAUAUCAGGGUCCAAGGUGGGGAGGAUGGAGGCCAAGGUGCCGCUGUUCGCCGUCUGCCUUGUUGCAGGUCUUCUGACAUGUGAUACACAAGUGCUUGCAGUGUGUGGCAGGAGACUCCUAGGUAACAGGAUUGUCGGAGGAAAGGAUGUGCGGGAAGGGGCGUGGCCAUGGCAGGUGGAUAUCCAGAUGGGCGGCAGGGGUCAUGUCUGUGGGGGCUCACUCGUAGCCAAGGACUGGGUGCUGUCUGCUGCCCACUGCUUCCCAAAGCUCGCCGACGUCUCGUCCUACCGGCUGUACAUGGGCAGGCACCAGCUCAGUGGCACCAAUCACCAUGAGGUGUCCAGUCGGGUCCGACGAGUUGUGGUUCCAGCAGGCUACACCAAUCCUCAAGAGGGUCAGGAUGUAGCUCUGGUCCAGCUGGCCACACCGGUCCAGUGGUCAAACUGGAUCCAGCCAGUGUGUUUGCCCAGUGACGGUGCUGUGUUUCCCAAUGGGAUACAGUGCUAUGUCACUGGCUGGGGCCACAUCAGGGAGGGGGUGUCUCUGCCUGGCGUGGGGACCCUACAGGAAGUGCAGGUGCGCAUCAUCAGGCAAAUGUCCUGUCAGAAGAUGUACCAGGUUCUGCCCUUCACCUCUGACCAAGUAGACAUACUUCCUGACAUGAUCUGUGCCGGGUUCCCAGAAGGAGGCAGGGAUUCCUGCCAGGGUGAUUCAGGGGGACCCCUCGUGUGCCCCAUGGUGAACGGGACCUGGGUACAGGCGGGGGUGGUGAGUUUCGGUCAAGGUUGCGCACAGCCUAACAGGCCUGGCAUUUACGCUAAAGUCUCCAGCUUCGCCAGCUUCAUUCGCAGCACGGUGCCGGAGAUCCAGCUGCAUAGCGCAGCCCUCCGGGCGCAGGCCUGGAACCUGGCUGUGCUUGCUGCUGCAGUAUUGUCUUGGCUUGGAUACCAUCAUGUGCCAUGACCAGGAAGGGCUGUUUGUGUUUAUUGGGACGCCAAAAGCACAUAAGAGCCAAAGUGAGACCUGCCAACCUACAGAAAGCUGGGUUUUUGUGUACUGUGAGUACAACAGGACCAGAAGACCCGAGAGCUUAAUCGUGUUGAAUUUGAUUGUCACAUAUUUGACUUGAGCGACGUUGAUUGUUGCUGUCUGAAGCAACCGUAGCAACAAGGAGGCCCGCAAAGUUCACACGAACUGCUGCAGACUACUCUGAAAACGCUGAGCAACUGAAUGAGAAACCCUGCGGAAUGGGACAUGGCCGACCCCUGUUUUCAGUAAACACAGGGGACUGCAAAACACUAAGCGGACAUUUCCAAAUGUAUAGGAAUGGCAGUGGCAGAAGUUACUAGGCUGUGUGCUUAAGGGUGCGGUGUGAGAGGAGGAGGAGGACCCCUGAUUAUGCUCUGAAGUUGCUAAACCAAAAUUCUAAAAGCAUUUAAAUGAUCAAAUAAAUGUCUGAUUUACUGAUAAACAUUAGUGUCACUAAAUGACUUACAAUAUCAAAUGGUCUGGGAAAAACAGAUUCCAGUCCAGCUUGAAAUGCUUUUACUAAACAGUAGUUAAUGCAAAGUACAUUCAUGCUGUAUUCCCUAUUCCUGUUUUCUAUGUCCUUACCCAUGCAUUCAUGUUUUUCCUGAACAGAGAUUGCAAACAUUA
This is a messenger RNA of Brienomyrus brachyistius, 2149 nucleotides long. RefSeq names its product serine protease 33-like. The transcript is spliced from 6 exons. The coding region runs from base 491 to 1456 and encodes 321 amino acids. Gene Ontology annotation, molecular function: serine-type endopeptidase activity. The record is from RefSeq and is a predicted model, not a curated record. Gene Ontology annotation, biological process: proteolysis. NCBI's taxonomy places the organism in Eukaryota, Metazoa, Chordata, Actinopteri, Osteoglossiformes, Mormyridae.